Molecule: messenger RNA, 708 nt
Organism: Echinops telfairi (small Madagascar hedgehog)
Lineage: Eukaryota; Metazoa; Chordata; Mammalia; Afrosoricida; Tenrecidae
Product: olfactory receptor 10H1-like
Exons: 3
Coding region: 1-708 (235 amino acids)
Biological process (GO): G protein-coupled receptor signaling pathway
Cellular component (GO): membrane
Molecular function (GO): olfactory receptor activity; G protein-coupled receptor activity
Source: RefSeq, a predicted model, not a curated record
AUGUCUGUUCAGAAUCACAGCACGGUGACUGAAUUCAUCCUCAUUGGCUUCUCCCACUUCCCCCAGCAACUCCUCCCUGUUCUUUUCCUGCUGUUCCUGCUGAUGUACCUCUUCACGCUGCUGGGGAACCUGCUCAUCAUGGCCACCAUCUGGAGCGAGCGCAGCCUCCACACGCCCAUGUACCUCUUCCUGUGUGCCCUCUCCAUCUCCGAGAUCCUCUACACCUUCGCCAUCAUCCCUCGCAUGCUGGUCGACCUGCUGUCCACCCAUUCUGUCAUUGCCCUCAUGGCCUGUGCCAGUCAAAUGUUCUUCUCCUUCACAUUUGGCUUCACCCACUCCUUCCUGCUCACCGUCAUGGGCUAUGACCGCUACGUGGCCAUCUGCCACCCGCUGCGCUACAACGUCCUCAUGAGUGCCCAGGGCUGUGCCUACCUGGUGACCUGGUCCUGGAUUGGGGGCGCCAUCAUGGGGAUGGUGGUGACCACGGCCAUUUUCAACCUCACCUUCUGUGGACCCAAUGAGGUCCAGCAUUUCUUCUGCCAUGUGCCGCCCCUUGUGAAGUUGGCCUGUGGGGACAAUGUCUUCAUUGUGGCCAAGGGCGUGGGCCUGGUGUGCAUCACAGCCCUGCUGGCCUGCCUGCUGCUGCUUCUAAUUACGAUGGCACAGAUCUGCACAAUACUGAAAUUUAGCUUUGCACUUGACUACUAA